ACCCCCUAGGUCUUGCCCCCGCGGCGUGAGGGGCGGGGUUGCGACUGCGCGCUCGCGCGCCCUGCGGCUUCCGCGCCCGCCGUUGGCCGUUAGCGCGGCUUGGGUGGUUGUCUUGGAGAACCAAGAUGGCGGCGGCGACGGCGACGGCCACGGCGACGGCCACGGCCUCGGCGGUGGUGGCCGAGGAGGACACGGAGCUGCGGGACCUGCUGGUGCAGACGCUGGAGAACAGCGGCGUCCUGAACCGUAUCAAGGCUGAACUCAGAGCGGCCGUGUUUUUAGCGCUCGAAGAACAAGAGAAGGUGGAGAACAAAACUCCUUUGGUCAAUGAGAGCUUGAGAAAGUUUCUAAAUACAAAAGAUGGUCGUUUAGUGGCUAGUCUCGUGGCAGAAUUUCUUCAGUUUUUUAACCUUGAUUUCACCUUGGCUGUUUUCCAUCCUGAAACUAGCACAUUUCAAGGUCUUGAAGGUCGGGAGAACUUAGCCCGAGAUUUAGGUAUCAUUGAAGCAGAAGGUACUGUGGGUGGACCCUUAUUAUUAGAAGUGAUUAGACGCUGUCAACAGAAAGAAAAAGGACCCACCAGUGGUGAAGGUGCUUUGGAUCUAUCAGAUGGGCAUCCUCCAUCAAAGUCCCCUGAAGGAAAAGCAAGUGGGAACUCCACCCCAAGUAAGAUACCAAGGUAUAAAGGACAAGGUAAGAAGAAGACAAGCGGGCGGAAGUCUGGUGACCAGAAGACCAGCAGUGAGACCAGUCAGAGCGAGCCCAGUAUCUCCUUGUCAGAGCCAAAGAGCAAGAGCAGCCUGCACUCCCUGGCCCAUGAGACAAGAAUUGCAUCCUUCUUGAGCAGCAGCACAUUAGAUGCCAAAGACAAAAGUGCUCUCUGUCCAGACGAAGAUGAUGCAGAAGGAGAUUCUUUCUUUGAUGAUCCCAUUCCUAAGCCAGAAAAAACUUACGGUUGGAGAAGUGAGCCUAGGAAGCAAGUGGGAAGUCUGGCCUCAGCCUCUGACAGACCCCCCUUAAGGAGUGGCCUCAGCUCCCUGGCAGGAGCCCCUUCCUUAACAGAUGCUGAGAGUAAAAGAGGAAGCACAGUCCUGAAGGAUCUGAAAUUGGUCGGUGAAAAAAUUGGAUCACUUGGACUAGGAACUGGAGAAGAUGAAGACUAUGUUGAUGAUUUUAAUAGUGCUAGCCAUCGCUCAGAAAAAAGUGAGUUAAGUAUUGGUGAAGAAAUUGAAGAAGACCUUUCCGUGGGAGUAGAUGAUGUCAACACCAGUGAUAAACUCGAUGACCUCACACAAGACCUGACUGUUUCCCAGCUCAGCGAUGUUGCCGAUUAUCUGGAAGAUGUUGCAUAGACAGGAAAAGGAAGUAUUCUAAUCAACAGAAGAGAAAGGACUUGUCGGCUCCAUGGUCCCAGUCAGUCACUCUUGCUGGAAUGUAUGCUCCUGCUGGUGCCUUGCAUUUCAAAAAGACAGCAGAUAUUUUUUAAAGUUAACUUUUCAGUUUAGUAAACAAAAUACUUCCUAUAUGAGCCCAUGUCUAGGAGGUUAAUAUUCUUAAUUUGGUUUGCUGUAUAUUGCCAAGGAAAUUGUCUGAAUUCCAGCUCAUUAUAGCAAGGGAACUCCUGAAAUGUCAGCGUUAAAGAGCAUAACAAGGGAUCAGUACAGCCAUAGUGUGUGUCACUGUAUGUCUCUGGUUGCUGCAGAGUCCUGGGAAACAAACCUUAGCGUUAGCCACCGAAGGCUUGCUCACUUGGUGUCUGUUAGGUGGGCUAGCCCAGAGUUGGUGAGCUGACCUGAUAUAUCUGUGAUGCUAAAGUGUAUCAGUACAAGUUAAAUUGGAUGUCUGAACUUUAUUUUGUAUUUCCUUCCAUUUGGAAGGUUUGUUAGACCAUUAAGGUUAUAUUAAAGUACUCUGUGCUAUUAGUUUUGCUUGUUUUAAACUAGAAGUGGUCAGGACUCUUCAUUCAUAGACUUGUCAAUAACAGUUAAUGUUUAAGGUCACAUUUUAUUCUGCUGUCUGUCAGCAGCUGUAGACACAGAUUACUUCAUUACAGUCUUAAUUUAUUAUUUCUAAAGAUGCCUUGAAACAUUCAAUACCAAAAUGCAUCUGAAACCAUUAAGCAGUGCUUUUAUUUCAGAUCUGUAAGUUGAUUAUAUUUAAAUCCAAAUUGGAAUGAAAUAGUAGUAAUGGCCUAAGACCAUGUAUAUUCAGUUUGACAAACUUUGCAUACUGUACAUAAUUGCAUUGUAGUCCUUUAAAAAUAGAGCCAAUCAUAGGGUUUCUCGCAGGUUUAAUCUGUGCUGCUGUGUGUUUAUACUGCAGGGAUAUAGGCCAUUGGCAUUUGUAAUGCUAAAAUCGCUUAAAUGUGCAACUAGGAAACUCAGCCCUACGCAUGCGCAGUCACACCACUAAGUAAAAUUCAGGAGGUGUGACACUUUGCUUCCUUUUAUUUCCAUUAUGACUGUCAAAAGUUACCUUUAUGAAUAAAAAGAGAAAUUAGAAAUCAUCCACCAUGUUGAGUGAGUGAGCAGAAGCUGUGGUUUGUGUCACUGCCACUUUCCAUUCCACAACUGCUAACAGAACAAUGACAUGAGGCUGUAAGUGCAGAGGAAAUGAAGUGUAGAGAAGAUUCAGGCCCCAACAGCAGAGCCUGGCUUUUGAAAACUUAAGUGAAACUGAACUGCAGACAUGAAGAGGAAGUAGGACAGAGAGGGGCUGGGCGGCCUGGAAGCCCCUGUGUAUUUCUGUCCUCAGUCUGCCCUGACAUGGCGCUGUCUGUUUUCCCCGCUUCCCUCUCAGAAGAAGACGACACCGUCUGCCGGUUAGAAACUCCACUACCCUGUGCCCUCUCUUCAGUCCUGGAAAGCUCUGUAGCUGGUGGGCCUCUGGAGUCUGGAUCACAAGUGUGCUUUUAACAUUGGGUGGGCGACUCCAAGAGAGUGAACUUACCUGAGCGUGGCAGGAUGUGGCUUUUUGUAUUUGAGGAAGACUUUCCAACAGCCAAGUGUGAAAUCUGUCACUUUCUAUCACCCAGUGCUGGCCUUUUGGUAAUUCUUGAGAGGGUGGAGAGAGAAGGCCAGAGUGCAGCUUUGCAGUCAGCACUACAUAAAGGUGUUGAAUGAUCCUGAAUAAUGUGAAAUUUAACAAGGAGGCAGUGGUUUCAAAUUGUCCCUUGCUUAGGUAUUGUUAACCUGUUAAACUUUAACCUGUGAAAUGACAGGUUCUGCGUAUAGUAAGGUUCCUUUUGUUUAAAAUGAAUUAAAAUGUUGGCCAGUGGUAACCCGUA
Onychomys torridus (southern grasshopper mouse) is the source of this 3286-nucleotide messenger RNA. It is a transcript of the gene Cep43, whose product is annotated as centrosomal protein 43. NCBI's taxonomy places the organism in Eukaryota, Metazoa, Chordata, Mammalia, Rodentia, Cricetidae. The coding region runs from base 126 to 1352 and encodes 408 amino acids. The transcript has 13 exons. Gene Ontology annotation, biological process: microtubule anchoring. Gene Ontology annotation, cellular component: centrosome. The record is from RefSeq and is a predicted model, not a curated record. Gene Ontology annotation, molecular function: protein binding.